Messenger RNA from Phialemonium atrogriseum, 1023 nucleotides. RefSeq lists its product as uncharacterized. The record is from RefSeq and is a predicted model, not a curated record. The transcript is spliced from 2 exons. Bases 1 to 1023 code for a protein of 340 amino acids. NCBI's taxonomy places the organism in Eukaryota, Fungi, Ascomycota, Sordariomycetes, Cephalothecales, Cephalothecaceae.
AUGCAUUGGAGAUCUCUCGUGCUUGCCGCCGCGGCCAUCGCGCCCGGUGCCAAUGCCGCCGCAACGCUCCGCUUUUCCUGCUCGCAGCUCGUCGUCGACCGUCUAGAUCCCCUGGUCAACCCUGGAAUGCUGCCGUCGCCGCAUCUUCACCAGGUCGUCGGAGGGAACACCUUCAACGCCUCGAUGGACCCCAGCACGCUCGACCCGCCGACAGCUGCGACAUGUACCAGCUGCACACCCACUGAAGACUUCUCAAACUACUGGACUGCCGUCCUGUUCUUCCGUGCAAGGAACGGGACCUUCCACCGCGUCUCGACCCUGGGCAACCCGCUCGGAUACGGCGAGGCAACCGGUGGCCAGACGGUCUACUACCUCUCGAGCGGCAAGGUCACAGCAUUCAAGCCGGGCUUCCGCAUGACCGUCGGGGACCCGACCUUCCGCACGGCGGCCCAGAUCAGAAAAUACCCCAUGCUCACCUACACAUGCCUGCAGACCAGCUCGACGAGGAGCGGCGCGACCACGGGCUUCCCGACAGCGGCGUGCAAGGUGGGCAUCAUGGUCAGCAUCCGGUUCCCGACCUGCUGGGACGGGCAGAACCUGGACAGCCCGGACCACCAGUCACACGUGGCGUACCCUGCGGCGGGCGGGCAGUGCCCGGCCACGCACCCCGUGACGAUACCGCAGGUCUUUUACGAAACAUAUUGGGACACGACCCCCUUCAACAACAGGGCCGACUGGCCGGCGGACGGGUCGCAGCCGUUUGUGUGGUCGUUUGGCGACUCGACGGGCUACGGCAACCACGGCGACUACGUCUUCGGGUGGAAGGGCGACGCGCUGCAGCGGGCCAUGGACACGGGCUGCAACAGCGACCUGUUCACAAACGCCAUCAACUGCCCCACGCUCAAGACGCAGACCAUCCAGCAGAGCAAUAAGUGCACCCGCAAGCGCGAGGUCAACGAGAACCUCGACGGCUGGCUCACCGAGCUGCCCGGCGGCAUGCCCGUCACCGGGAACAAGGCCUGA